CUCACAGGCAUAUGCAUAUCAUCCCUGCCGAUCUGAAAAACCCAUGCCGAGAUCUCGCUGUGUGUCAAGAAUAGGAGGCAGACUUAGAGGACCCUUGUAUUAUUUGUUGCCACGAGACCCAAGAUAGAGUGCUUGAGAUUGAGCGUUACCUGCAAACCCCAUCACAGAAUGAGCGCCGUCAAAUCUCGCAUUGCGCAACUGCUCUCCACCCCAGUGGAUCCGUCCUCCAUGCCGAUGCGCAUGAUGGGCAACACCGGUCUCCAGGUGUCCGUCCUCAGCUUCGGUUUCUGGGCGACGUACGGCGUGAAACCCGACUUGAAAGACCGGCAGGGGAUUGACAUGGCGAAGUCGAUUUGCAAAAUCUGCCGCAAGGCCGGCAUCAACCUGUUCGACCACGCGGAAACGUAUGGAAACCCCCAGGGCGCGGCGGAGCUGGUGUUCGGCCAGGCUUUGAAGGAGCUGCAGGAGGAGGAUCCGGACAGCUGGAAGAGGCACGACUUAAUCAUCACCACGAAGAUCUUCUGGGGCGGCCCGGGGCCAAACCAGCGGGGGUUGAGCCGGAAACAUCUGCGCGAGGGGCUAGCAGCGUCGUUGAAAAGGUUACAAAUCGACUACGUCGACAUGGUGUUCUGCCACCGACCAGACCACUUGACCCCGACGGAAACGGUGGUGAGGAGCAUGACAGAUUUGGUGCGAAGUGGGCAAUAUGCAUUGCAAAGAAAAGCUAAAGCAUCGUAAUAGUAUGAAUUGCAUCACAAAUUUUGGCAAGAAGGGAGGUGCUGGAGGAAUUUGUAAUGCGGUUUUCCGUUAGGAAAAACUUUUGUCAUGCAUAUUUGCAAUCAGUACGAGUACGAUACUUUUGCACAGGAUAGCCAGGCGCACUACUGGGGAACGAGCGAGUGGAGCGCGCAACAGUACACGGAGGCCUACUGGAUUGCGAAAAUGUACUUAUAAAGUAAUUGCAUUUAUGCAUUACAAAUCUCCUUCUCAAGGUAAAUCAGCAUUACAAACAAGGUCCACGCGUGGGGACAGGGUCCCCACGCUGGGGCCUUGUGCCCAUCCCUAGUGGCGCUAGUGGGGGAAGGGUGUUCGGCAUCGGGGCGGACAGCGUCCGCCCCUCGCCUCACACCAGGCGCGCGCAUAGUGGCUUAGUGCGCGAAGCACUAGUGGGGGAAGGGUGUUCGGCAUCGGGGCGGACAGCGUCCGCCCCUCGCCUCACACCAGGCGCGCGCAUAGUGGCUUAGUGCACGAGGCACUAGUGGGGGCAGGAAGUUCGGCAUCGGGUUGCCUCACACCAGGCGCGCGCGUGGUCGCUUAGUGCGCGCAACGCUAGUGGGGCAAGGGCGUUCGACUGUCGCCAACACCUGUCGCGCCCACCUGUCCAGGUCACCUGUCCAGGUCACCUGUCCAGGUCACCUGUCAAGGUCACCUGUCAAGGUCACCUGUCAAGGUCACCUGUCAAGGUCACCUGUCAUGGUCACCUGUCAAGGUCACCUGUCGCCGGGGGUAUGCGUUACCAGAACCCGGAAGUCAAGCAAUGUAAAUAUUAAUUUAAGCUUCAACUUACUUUAUCUUUACCUUAGAGUGAGAAGCUCAUCCAGUUCCUGAUCCACGACAAAGCACAACACUCAGGAUUUUGAAGUACUUGUACUAGAUUUACUCCGUAUUACGCAAAAAAUCCAAAUCUCAUCCCAUCCCAGGUACGGGCUCGAGCCUCCCUGUUUCGAACAACCGCACUACAACAUGUUCCAGCGCGAGAGGUUUGAAAAGGAGUACUUCCCCCUCUUCCGCGCGCCGUACCACAUGGGAACGACGACGUGGUCCCCGCUAGCGUCAGGUCUCCUAACCGGCAAGUACCUGAAGGGGAACAUCCCGAAGGGGUCCCGAGCCAGUACUCCGGGGUACGAGUUUGUGGAGAAGAAAGUGCAAACCUGGGUGAAGGACGGUACGAUGGAGAAGGUGGAGAAGUUAGCCAAGUACGCAGAAGAAGAGUUGGGCUGCUCGGUCGGGCAAUUGGCCUUAGCCUGGAGCAUUCGGAAUGGAAACGCGACAACGACUUUACUGGGGGCGACGAACGAGCAGCAGGUAAAUGGUUUGUGUUGGUUAUCUUCUAGCUAGGUCGUCUGCGUCUUUAAGUUGCCAUCAGUCGAAACGACAUGCAAGGAUUGUGCGUGGUGUCAACAUACUCACAGGCGCAUUCGUUUGUAAUGCGGAAACUGCUAAAGAUCAUUGCAUGGGCACUACUACUUCUACUUGAAAUUAGAUGCAACUUUCUCAGAUAAUCGAUAAUCUUGGCGCAAUCGCGGUUGCAAAGGGCAUGACCGCGGUGGAAGAUGCUGCUGUAGAAGCAAUGUUGGGGAACAAACCGGAGGACUAUGGAGGUUUUGGAGGAUUUAGCAGUCGAGGGUUUAACCGGAUGGAAACCUACUCGUCCGACACCGUGAGAGUGCCGUACUCCGUCGUCCCGAUGCCGAAAGUUUUAGGGCCGUCGCAGUUGUGAUGCUUCUCGACAGAUGCACGGCCGGGCGUCAAAAUCAAGUUCUUUCGCUUUAUUGAAAUUGAAGUACUAGAAGGAGCUGUUGCGUCCAGCACUGAGACUCAGCUCGCAUUCUCAAAGAAAAAAGAAUAAGUCGGCCUCAGAUGAUGUUUGAGCUGGGCCGCUCUAUAUUAUAUUUAGUUUGCGUUAGUAAGUGUAUAAACGGUUUUUAAAAUAAGCACUAGCCACAGAGAU
Molecule: messenger RNA, 2731 nt
Organism: Amoebophrya sp. A120
Lineage: Eukaryota; Dinophyceae; Syndiniales; Amoebophryaceae
Source: the annotation of a GenBank genome assembly